Messenger RNA from Gekko japonicus, 7275 nucleotides. RefSeq names its product G protein-coupled receptor 179 (gene GPR179). Gene Ontology annotation, molecular function: G protein-coupled receptor activity. Lineage: Eukaryota; Metazoa; Chordata; Lepidosauria; Squamata; Gekkonidae. The coding region runs from base 1 to 7275 and encodes 2424 amino acids. Gene Ontology annotation, biological process: G protein-coupled receptor signaling pathway. The record is from RefSeq and is a predicted model, not a curated record. Gene Ontology annotation, cellular component: membrane. The transcript is spliced from 12 exons.
AUGGAGAUCAGUCUGUUGGGGCUUCUUCUCUGGUGCUUCCAUCUGGAACCCCUCUGGGCAGCCGGGAUCUUUCAACAUCAACUCGCCGCUCCGACCAAGACCAGGACACCCAAAGCAAAGGAAUGGAUGCCUCCCUCCUCAGCUUCUCUGGCCUCACCUUUCACCUGGGUGCCCACCCCGAACAUGGAUAAGAACGAUCCUGAGGGAUCAGAGGCCGCGGUGGCUUUCCUGUACUCCGGGGACAGCUCGCGCCUCUCACAAGCCAACUGUACUCAGAGAUUUGAGGCGAGGGAUGUGGGAAAGGCCUCUAGCCCUCCUCUGGCCUUGCAUUCCUCUUUGCGCAGCGCUAUCGAAACCCUGACCCAUGCUACCAACUUCCUCAACAUGGUCUUCCAGACCAAUGACAUCCGUGAGUCUAGCGUGAAAGAGGACGUGGAGUGGUACCAUGCUUUGGUCAGGAGCAUCAUGGAAGGAGAUUCCCAAGUGUACAGAGCCAUGCUGACCUUUGAUGCGCACCCAGUGUCUUCCAAGCCCCAGUUGAUGCUCCAGGCCACCAAGGAGAACAAUGAGAUAUUACUCCAGGAUCUCUCGAUCUAUGCUGAAAGCCUGAGGAACCUGACUUGGGAAAACGAGUGGUACAACUUCUUCCGGUUUCAGAAGUCCCCAACGCUCUUUAAGCGGAUCCUCAGCAACGACCUCAAGACACUGGACACUCCCAAAUGGAGCCGGGGAGACAGCUAUGUGAUGGAUACAGACCAUAUCAAGUGGUCACCACCGUUCCUGGAAUGCGAGGAUGGGAAGUUCUUGGCCAGCUGGAUGGUCACGCUCUCCUCUUCCUUCUACGGCCUCAAGCCUGACCUGAAACCAGAAUUCAAGGGGGUCGUGAGAAUGGAUGUUAAAAUCCGGAACAUUGAUAUAAACCAAUGCGCCAGUGGACAGGGAUGGUUUGCAAACACACACCAGUGCGAUCUCAACAGCACCAAGUGCGUCCCACAGGAAAACCAGGGCUUCAUCCUCGGAAGAUACCUUUGCCCCUGUAAACCAGGUUUCUACCGGCUAAGCAGGCCCUUCGUCUCCUCCAGGAAACGUUCAUCCCAAUAUGCAGGCCAGUACGGGACAGUGGAUUCUGGGAAUUUACUGGAGUGCCGCCCCUGUCAGGAGGGAUGUACCACCUGCAUCGAUGACAUGCCGUGUCUGAUCAAAGAAGAUUGGUCUCUGCGGGCUGCCAUCCUGGCCUUCCAGGCCUUCUGCAUGCUGGCAGUCUUCCUCAGCAUGCUCAUCUCCUACCACUUCAGGAAGAGCAAGAGGAUUCGGGCAUCAGGUGUUAUUCUUCUGGAGACGAUACUCUUUGGCUCACUCCUUCUCUACUUUCCUGUGUUCAUCCUCUACUUCAAGCCGAGCAUCUUUCGCUGCAUCGUCCUGCGCUGGGUGCGAAUGCUGGGUUUUGCCAUUGUGUAUGGAACGAUCACUCUCAAACUGUACAGGGUCUUAAAGGUCUUUCUCUCCCGCACGGCCCAGAGAGUCCCUUACAUGACCAGCGGGCGGGUUCUGAAGAUGCUGGCUUUGAUCCUGCUCUUGGUGCUUUGGUUCUUAGCAGCCUGGACUGUGGGGAUGUUGGAGAACAUAGAGAAGAACAUCCCGCUGGUGGUCCGAUCCCAGACCACGAAUGGCCUCCAGUUCUAUAUCUGCGAUCAUGACCGCUGGGACUACAUGAUGGUUGUUGCGGAGAUGCUGUUCUUGUUCUGGGGAAGCUUCCUCUGCUAUGCCACACGGACCGUCCCUUCUGCUUUCCACGAGCCACGCUACAUGGGGAUCGCUCUCCACAACGAGCUGAUUAUUUCUGCCACGUUCCACGUAGUCAGGUUUUUAAUGGUUCCCUCCCUGCAUCCAGACUGGACACUGUUGCUGUUUUUCAUUCACACACAUAUCACGACCACGUUGACGUUGGCACUCCUUUUCAUCCCAAAGCUCUUUCAAGGACUGCCCUUGAGAGAACAGCUNGCUGCCGAGGUAUACGAGGAUGAGCUGGAUAUGAGGCGAUCAGGCUCCUACCUGAACAGCAGCAUCACGUCAGCCUGGAGUGAGCACAGCCUUGACCCCGAUGACAUUCGGGAUGAACUGAAAAAGCUUUACACACAACUGGAGGUUCACAAGACCAAGAAGAUGACGGCCAACAACCCUCACCUUCAAAAGAAGAGGAGUUCCAAGAGGGGGAUCGGCCGUUCCCUCAUGAGGCGUAUCACUGAGAUCCCUGAGUCUAUGUCCCGCCAGUGCAGCAAAGAGGAGAGAGAUGGGUCUUCCAGCAGAGGCACCAGGAGUCGCUCGGGUUCCUACAAGCGAAGGCACUUGGACUCUGGUAGCUCGAGCAUGAAGCUGAAAGACGACUUUUCUUCCAAGCGCAAGGUGGCCCCGUCCCUGAAAAAGUCCCACAGCACCUACGACCACAUGAGGGACGUCAAGGAGAACAACUUAUCAGCCAGGCACGACAACUGCAAAGAGGCUCCUUUGCUAGAUUCGCUGAUGAGGAAAAAACUAGCCAAGAAAGCUUCGGAGAGAUCCAAUAGCGACUGUCUCGAUGAUUCGGCCCCUCUGGUCUACAAGUCGGCCAGCGCUCACAAUCUAUCGGCCAACAAGAAACCUCUGCAGCCCAAGCCUUCACCCCUGCAGAAGUCCCUCAGUGUUGCCACCAGCGCCAAAGAGAAGGCCCUGCUGCUCACCAGCAGGGCUUACCUAGAAGAGCGUGACAGGCAAACCCAAGAAAAAAAGGCGAGAGCAGCAGAAGACUCUGCAAUGGAAAGCAAGGCCUCUGGGCACACCAAGAUUACCAAUGUUGCCUCAAAUCUAGUAACGAAACGGCGACAGAGGGAUGAUGCAUCUGAAGCAACUGCAGAAUCCCUUCUGGAAGACAGCGGCUCCAUCGAAGAUGCCACAUGCCUGGCGGAAGCUGAUUCAGCUUCCACCACAGCCCCACCGACCCCCGGAGAAAGCAGGAUGCAGAAACACGUCACGUACGCCCCCAACAGGAGCUACAGUGAGCACAUCUCCGAUUCGGCGGGAAAGAGACACCAGGCCAGCAAGAAGACACCACCCGAGCCACCCGUCCGGCAACAAAGUUUGGGCCAUAGCCUCGAAAGAACGGACCAAGCACUGGCUCUCACCCAGUCCUUGAAGAGAGAUUCCAAAGGGAGCCCAACACUAGGAGAUGUACGGCCUUGGGAAUCGAUGGAGUCUCCGGCAAAGAGCGAGGCAGAGAGGAGCCGGAAAGCAUCAGAGGAUGCGCCGCUCCCUUCUCCCGUUGGGCUACAAAGGCUGGCCUCCAUUGCUGCAGAAGUCUGUCCUUGGGAGGUCAUGGAAGUGCCAAGCAAAAAAGACCCACAAGGGAGCGAGAUGGACAGUCAGAAUGACUCUCCGGAGAAACAACCCCAGAUCUCCAUUCCGAAAAGCUCUAUGAAAAGCUUAAGUCUAGCCAUUAAGGCAUUCAACCGGUCACGAAUAAAGGCAAGCGUGAAAGCAAGGAGAGAUAGUGAAGAAAGCCUCAGAAAAACUGAAAAGCCCAAACUGGCGGAAAUAGUCUCUCUCUCUGUUGGAGGGACACCAAGGCAACAGGAAACAUCCAGAAGCCCAGAGGAGAGCAGGGCAAAGGUACCCAGCAGGCAAGCAAGCAUCUGCCCUUGGGAUGAGGAGGACAUCCCGCCCAGCCCACAGAAGAAGAGCCCGAGCAAAGCAUUUGAGGUGUGUCCUUCGGAGAUGAGCCAAGAUGGCAUCAUGCUCGGCAGAGCAGGCAGUUCAGAAGCGAUGGCUCCCAAAAGCUCUGGAAAGAUCUCCCCUGUCAUACUGGAAGAGACCAAGAGCCAAUGGGAAUCCACGUGGAGGAGCCUGGACACGGAUCAAAACGCAGAGGAUAAAACCUCCAAGUAUGCUUUAAUGGUCCCAAGAACAGACAAGAAGAAGGCAGCAGCCUAUCCUUGGGAAGUGGCAGAGGCCAUAGCCAGCUCCAGGGAAACAAGCACGGCUUUGCCAAGGGAUGAACCAAUAACAGAUGGAUACAAGAAAGGGGCAUCUUCGAAAGAGGCCCUUCAAUCUGUAUCCCAAGAAAAAGUGAGCAGCCUGCAUGAUUCAAGGGAUAGCAAGGAGAUUGAGAAGAGCCCGGAGCUACCUGAGGUAGACCAAAAGAAACCCAAGAGUAUGGAGAUCGAUAAGGCACAGAUUUGUCCUUGGGAAACAGAGGAGGUGAGUACCAGCGAUAAAGCACUGAUCUGCCCUUGGGAUGUGGAGGAACCUCCAGUGGAGAUGUCGCCCGUAGGGGACAAGGACCUGUUUUCCAAAGAGACCAGCAGAACCCAACGAGCAGUGGCAGUGGAGAAAAUCAGCGACCAAGUAGAUUCCAUUUGCCCCUGGGAGUCCAUGGAAUUACCAGCAAAAACUGAAGAUGCUAAAAGCAUGGCCACUUGUAGGACACCUGAAGAUGGAACCAACAUCAGAAUAGUGAUAUGUCCUUGGGAGGAGACGAGUGAUGACUUCUUAUUGAUGGACCAGCUAGAUCAGGAUCCAGGAGAGGAAUCCAAAGGGGCUGAAAGGACAAAACCCAGAAGUCCUAUAUCAGAGGAGAUCAGUGACAUUCCGUCCAGAAAAUGGGAUAAAGAAGGCAGUCCUCAAGACUCUAUUUGCCCCUGGGAAAACGCAGGAGCCGAAGAAGCAAACACUGAAAUUGCUGCUAAAAUACCAGACCUACCCAAAGUCGUUUUGAAGACAAGCAGCAGCGUGGAGAGUAAAAAGGCAGCGGUUUGUCCUUGGGAGGCUGAAGAUAUUGAAAUUGACUCUAAGGCAGCAAUCUGCCCCUGGGAAGUGACUCUGGCUCCAUCAGAUAGAAGGACUUCAGCACAUGAUAAGGGUGAAGCUUCAAAAAGGACAGGAGACAUCAUGGCUACAUCUCCAGAGAUGGCGAGCAGUCCACGAGAAUCCAUCUGUCCUUGGGAAACGAUGGGCGCUCAUGACAUUCCAUCAGAAACUGGCACUAAAAGUCCAGACCAAUCUAAAGUAGCCCGCAGAGAAUCCAGCAGUACUGAUAGCUUCAAGGCAGAAGUGUGUCCUUGGGAAAUCCAGGAAACCGACUCUAGCACUAAGGCAGAUGUGUGCCCAUGGGAGGAGCCUGAAAGCUUGUUGAGUAAAAGAUCAACCUCAAAAGGUGACAGAGCUCUUGAAAGGGAGAGGACUACCCCUCCAAAAGAAACAGAGCCUUUUAAAGCAACGGAAAAAGCGAUCAGUCCACAAGAGUCAGUCUGCCCAUGGGAAACCAUCAAUCCCAGUGAAGUCUUUAUUAAACCGGAAAUGUCUAAAGCCCCUUCUAAGAAAUCUGAGAGUGUUGAGAGCUUAAGGGCAGAGAUUUGUCCUUGGGAAGUCACUAAAAGUCUACCAGAUAAAAAUGCUUUAAGUAUUAGCAACCAAGACAGCACAUGUGCCACACCAAAACCUACGGAAAAGCUGAUCAGCCCACGAGAAGAAGUCUGUCCUUGGGAAAGCACGGAGGUUGAGGAACCUUCCCAAUCAGGUGGCCGAAGCCCGGCCUCAAGGAAAUCAGAUAGCAUUGAAAGUCUAAGGGCAGUAGUUUGUCCGUGGGAAACUUCAGAAGAAGACCUCAGUACGGUGGACGUGCACCAAUGCACAGCAGAGAAGGCACCCUUGGAAAAACAGCAGUUAAGCCAUGACCCAGUUGAGUCUCCCAAAGGAAAAACAGACAGGGCACUGAGAAGUCCCGGUGCAAAGAAGGCUGGGGGAGAAAUUGCAUUUAAGAAGAUGGAGAAGUCCAAGAGCCACCAAGAUACAGUUUGUGCCUGGGGGAGUAUGGACUUUGAGAAACCAUCUGCCAAAAGCACCCGAAGUCUAGAUCUGUUUCUCGUGGGUUACAAAAAACAUGACAGUGUUGAGAGCCUAAAGGCAGAGAUUUGCCCAUGGGACUUCCAGGAGAUUCAUACGAGAGCUGAAAUAUGUCCAUGGGAGGUGUACGAAGGACCACCAGAGUCAGACACCUCGAGAAAGGAUAAAGGCAGGAAUUCUACAGAUGAAACGGACACCAGACCAAUGGGGUGGUGGAAGGCGAUGGAAAAAGCAGGCAGCCCACGAGAAUCCAUUUCUCACUGGGAUAGCAUAGAAUUACUGAGCGGCAGAAGCCCAGUCCGGUCCAAAGCUGGCUCUAGCAAAUCAGACAGCGUCGAAAGCUUGAGGGCAGAGGUAUGCCCUUGGGAAGUAGAGGAAGAAGAAUCUGACAGCAAGAUGCCCACCUCAAAAACAGAGCCAGUGCUAAUCACUAAAGUGGUAUUAAAACAAGACACAAGCAGAGCUUUGAAAGGCAGAAGACUGAGUACCAGCCCAGAUCGAAAGAACGCUGGGGGACCCGGUGCAUCUAGAAAGAUAGAGAAGGCUCACAGCCACCACGAGUUAGCUUCCAAGAGUACUGAAGAACUCUCCAUAAAACAAAGCAGCAAAAGCUUCGACCUGUCCAAGGUUGGAUCCCAAAAAUCCGACAGCACAGAAAGUCUGAGAGCUGAGGUUUGUCCGUGGGAAUCCCAAGAGUUUGAGUCGAUCACCAAAAUGGAAGACUUUCCCUGGGAGCCGGCUGAUGUUCCCUUAGAGAAGAAGUUAUCAAGGAAGUACAUUAGCAGGACUUCCUUAGCGGAUACCAAAGCAGCUAGAAAAGGCCCUAGAGAUACACCAAGAGUCUUGGCAUCAAGUCAUUCGGCUGGCAGUUUGAUAAAGAAAUCUGACAGCUCUGAGAGCCGGAGGACAGAAAUUUGCCCUUGGGAAGCAGACUCCCCAGAAGUACCUCUUAAGGAGGAGAUUUGUCCAUGGGAAACAGCAACCGGAUUGGUCACCGAGACCGAGAAACAGGCAACAUGCACUGACAGGACAGAGGCACCCCCAGCCGGGGAGAAAACACCCCAGAGCAAGCCUGAGGGUCUAGCUAGACACAGACCUCUGUGCCGUACCUACCCGGAGAGCAUGCUACCAAAAGGCAUAAGCAAAGGCCCACGGGCCACCGCUGCAGCGAAAACCGGAAGCGACGGCGCCAUGGCUGACAUCUGUCCUUGGGAUGACCCUGCCGCCGACAGAAAAGACUACAUGGCCAUCAGCAAGGCUUUCUCUGAGGCAUCUCUGUGGGGGGCAGGAGGACAUGGUUCCACUCUAGCCAGAGGCCAAAGAGGGGAUAAGCCCCAGGCCAGGGAGGCAAAGAGUCCUAGGCAAGCCAAAUCGGUUGCUUCUCCUUGGGACUCCGACUGA